Molecule: messenger RNA, 3973 nt
Organism: Chrysemys picta bellii (western painted turtle)
Lineage: Eukaryota; Metazoa; Chordata; Testudines; Emydidae
Source: RefSeq, a predicted model, not a curated record
GCCUUGUCGUUUUUGUGGAUACAGACUAACACAGCUACCCCCUGAUACUUGACUCCCUUUUGUAAAGCAUCUUGUGGGCCUUUGAUGGAAAGGGGGAGAAUGGUCUUGUAGUUGAGGCACUGGCUUGCAUCUAAGAAAGUCUGGAGUCAGUUCCAGCUCUGCCACAUAUUUCCUGUACCCUCAUAUUGAGCCCCAUAGAGCCAGGUGCUGUAUAUACACCUAGUAAGAGACAAUCACUGUGUGUGCGCGCCAAAGAGUCAAAAUAGACAGGGCAGACAAAGGGUGAGCAGAGAGGAAGUAUUAUUUUACAGAGGGGGAGUUGAAGCACAGAGAGAUUAGGGUCUAGACCCUCAACGGUAUUUACGCUCCUAACUUCCAUGGAGUUCAGCGAAAGGAGUCUAAAUACCUUUGGAAUCAGGGCCUUGCCCAAGGGCACGCAGGCACUAGUACUGCCAUCAUCGAUCGUUCAGCAAGCGUAAGGCAGGGUCCAAAAAAUCAUGAGAUGGAGAUUGUUCCAAAGCAGAACCAGGAACUGAACAGGAGCCUCCUGAAUUCUAGUACAGGGCCACAAUCCCCCUUAGAGGAAAGUCUUAUGAUUAAAGCCCUUUAAUAAGGGCUUUAAAUUAUGGCAGCAGAGCGAACCCUCUGUCCAGCUAAGGGAGACUGGACCUGCCUGCGCCCUGAGGCUUGUUCUUGGUUUGGAAACAUUCAUUACAGGAGAGGGUCCAAAGUUCAGAAGUGACCUCAGGCAAAAGGGAUUUAAAACACUGCUCAGGCUGGGGGAAGGGAUUCCUGAAGCCCUGCAGCAGCCGGGACGAAGGCUAUGCAAACAUCCACGGAGCAGGAGUGUUUUGGAGCCAGGCACGGGCACCUGCCCUUAAAUUGUGAGGUUCAUUAAAAAACAAAUAAAAGAAUCCCUGUGAACAUGAAUGGGCUGGAAUUAAGUGUGACUAAGAAGCCAAUGUAUUAGCUAUAACUGAGGUCCCUGUCUAUCAGUCACUCUCACUUGCCUGGCGAAGGUUGCAAGGAUCUAUUUGUCAAUGUGCUGCAAUAGUUUCUCAUUUGACAAGCCUGCUGCCGCCUGAUGAAAGGCGUUUCCUUUCGUCACUUAGCACCUUCCUUAUAGGGGGUGAGAAAAGAGCAGCAGUAUCAAUACCUUUAAAGCUAAUUGCUGGCUGCUGAUAGUCUUGGAGGUGCUAACGAAUUGUUGUGGCUUCACCAAUGAGAGAGCCCCGCUGAUUUGGCAAAGGGGCACAGACUUAAUAUAAGUGAUCCAGAAGCAGGGUUGGCUGUCUUAUGUGUUCAGUUAAGCAAUGGCUUCCUCCAGGCACUUAUGGACCAGUGUAAAGAGUGUACUUUGCUGUCAGUGUAUAAAAGAUGGUGUGUUAGAGCCUCAGAAGAAGGAGCCGCUUCCACUGUGUGUCUCUGAUGGCCCUGUGUGUCCAGAGGAUGGGGUGGUGGCUCCACUCCAGACUAGUGCGAGUCCCCAGCAUGACCGUCCUCUUCCUCCUGCCCAUGCAGAGCCUCAGACCAGAGAAACACCAAAUCAAAAUGCUGAACUACUUUAUCUACAGCGCAUUCAUGAGCUCGAGGAGGAACUGAAAUGUUCUCAGUCGUGGACCAGACAGCUGUCCUGCCGUGUGAAUGAGCUGGAGCGCCUCAUGUGCCCAGAGGUGGAGUGGCAUAAUUCUGUCCAGCCCAGCCUGGGUGAGAAGCUGCAGGUGCACCUGGAGCGCUCGCUACUAGAGAAGCAGGAGCUGGAGUGCAGAGCUCUGAGGGCUGAGGAGAGCAUCCAGGACCUCAAGCGUGAGAUUGCUGUUCUGCAGAAGCGCCUGCAGGCUGAGGGUCCCUCUCCAACCACCCUAGCUCUAUUGGCUACUGCUCCUCAGUCUCUUCCACCAUCACCUUCCCCUCCCCUGCAACUUUCUUCCAUCAGACUCCUCCUCUCUAAAAUGAACAAGAAGUCAGCAGUGAAGCCAGCGGCACAGACUCCACCGAAGCAGGGAAGUGCCCCCUGUGAUGAACAUGUCUUGUCCAAGCAGAACAGCAUGAAGGAAGUGCUGGAUACAAUCCGCCGUGGGGUCUCCCUGAGACCAGUGUCCAUGUCCAGAGAAGGCAGGAUGUCCCGAGUGGAAGAGGCUGCAUCUUCAGAAUAUGAGCAGGAGCCCGUGACCAAGAAAGAGAGCAAAAGCUGCUCUGAAACAGAUGGCCCUCUGGAUUCCUCAGGCAACAUGCCCACUUCAAGCCAGACUCUUCAACCCCUUGGGAGCCUCAUCAUAGUCCCUAGCAGUGGGACUUCUAGUGGUGUCUGUGCUUCCCAGGCUUACAGAGAGGAGGAUAACUGCCCACAGAGGGAACAGGAAGAUCCCGGCAGAAGCUCUGAAGAUGACAGAAGGAGCACUACUAGUCCCCUUCCAGCAAUAACCCUACUAGAGGAAGGGGACAACCUUGAGGAGAUCCCUUGUGGCUCUCUAACUAGCCUGGAGGUGGGUGCUACUGCUCAAAUCCCACAGGACUCUGAAGCAACUGACUGUAGCGGGUCUCCAAGUAGCAAGAACCUACUGUCUGUGGGGAAAGAGAACACUGAGGAUGAAGGGGAGGCAGAAACUGUAGCAGCAGGUGAGAUGUGUGAGGGGGAGCUGAGUGCAGGCCCAGCAAGUGAGGUGGCCGAGCCUCUUGGCCUUGGUGACCAGGGUUCUGGGGAGACGAAUCACUACUCAGAGUGUGGUGCUCUGAAGUCUGACCUUGCCAGCUGCAAACAUCUGUCUUUAGCACCCCUUGAUGCCUCUUGCCCAUCAGAAACCAGCCCUUCUGUGGAAGAUCUGCUUGUCAGGGGCAAAGGUCAGAACAUAAACACCAUAGUUGCCUCCUGCAUGGAUGAUGCCAUGGUUUUGAAAUCAAAUGCCAGCCAAGCUGUGUCUGCUGAGCCAACUACUAGAGACCUGGGUCUUCCAGGCACCACAGAGAAGCAGCCACCUCCAUGCCCUGUUGCCACUGAGGUAGAACCAGAGAUGGUUCUAGAGGGUGGAGACCUCGGUGAGGGAGAGAAGAUGCCUCCAGCUAGUUUCAUUGAGCCUCUGGUGAGGAGCUUGCUUGAGGGGGCAGAGAUGAAGCUGGAGGGAGGAGUUGGGGCCAAUUUGGCCAGGGACCAAAGCAGCCCCCUAAAGGAUAGCCCAGCUAUUGCUACAGCUUCUCUCCCACUACCGGGAGCAAUAGAGGCUCCAGUGCCUGCUGGGUUUGAGGAGGUGCCCUCAAUGGCUCUGCCAGACCUGUUCAUGGAGGGUGGCCCCACAGACUCCAAGGAGACCAACCCUGUGCUCUUGGACCCUCUUUGUAUGACUGCAAUACAAGUGCACCAAGAGCAACUCCAACAAGCAGCAGCUCAGGCUGGUUCUGAGACCUACUAGGUUGUGUGAGGGCAGGGUGUUAGCUGUCUAGUACAAACACCAAGCAAGAAGUGGUACACAACUCGAUAAGGACAUGACUAAUGGAUGUUCAAUCUUGUUCUCUGUAGUAUUUACUUGGCUUUUUCUACUAAAUAUUUAGACUUAGAUUUUAACAAACUUAAAAAAAACCUAAUAAGGACAUGAUCAGAAAUGCGUGCAAUAGUGGGGGAGCCCUUUGCCUGCUUGCUGGACACUUACGGGUGGAUAUAAAUGAAUGGGCACAGUGUGUACUCUGUUUGGGGGAAGAAGGGGUUCACUGACACUGGUCUCAACACUCUUAGCCUGUAUGGCAUCAGCUGAGGCACUAAUUGGUCAAAGGCCACUUACUGCAGCUUUCUGAGGUUCCUCAGGCCUUGCCUGGGGUGAAUGAAGUUGGGGGGCUAGUGGACUCAGUCCUUCUUGCCUGUUUUUUAAUUCUGUAACUUCUAGUUUUUUUAUGAAAUACCAAGUGUUUGUGCCCUAUGCACACUGUGCAGUGACUGGGCAAACUUUUCUUGCACUCCAGAAUAAAAUCUGUUUUACUUAAA